Corylus avellana is the source of this 1160-nucleotide messenger RNA. RefSeq names its product cyclase-like protein 2. The record is from RefSeq and is a predicted model, not a curated record. Lineage: Eukaryota; Viridiplantae; Streptophyta; Magnoliopsida; Fagales; Betulaceae. Gene Ontology annotation, molecular function: arylformamidase activity.
ACUCGGCAUCUAUUUAUUCGCCGGAAUAUUUAUCGGCUCAUUCUUUACGCACGCAUACUGCCCCGCUCAGUCCCACUCUCCCAGACGUCUCCCACCUCCAUCUUUUCAACAAACCAUCCACCAUGACAACCGCUUCCCUGCUCGUCCUCAUCCUCCUACUCUGCGCUAUAUCGCACACGAUCCCCGCCCUCUCCACCACCACGGCCUACCCAUCCGUGCCGGGAACCGAAACCACCGACUGCUCGCUCUCCGGUACAGACGAGCUCAGACCGGUUCGCCGAGAAGUCUACGGUGGAGGCCGAAUCUUCGAUAUCAGCCACAGGUACGCCCCUGACAUGCCGGUGUGGGAGUCGAGCGAGGGACUCGGCCAGUUCCUUUGGCUCCCGAAGAGCAUUAAGAACGGCUCGCUCGCCAACAACUCCGACAUGAAGCUGCCCGCUCACACCGGUACGCAUGUCGACGCACCCGGCCACGUUUUCGAUCACUACUUUGACGCCGGCUUCGAUGUCGACACGCUUGACUUGGAGGUCCUCAAUGGUCCUGCAUUGUUAGUUGAUGUUCCAAGGGACAAGAACAUAACUGCUGAAGUUAUGAAGUCUCUAAAUAUUCCCCGGGGAGUACGCCGUGUCCUUUUCAGAACUUUAAAUACUAACAGGCAGCUUAUGUUUAAAAAGGAGUUCGAUACAAGUUAUGUUGGAUUUAUGAAGGAUGGGGCAAAAUGGUUGGUGGAGAACACUGACAUCAAACUUGUUGGAAUUGAUUAUUUAUCUGUUGCUGCCUUUGAUGAUUUGCUCCCCGCUCAUCUUGUCUUUUUGGAAGGCAGGGAAAUCAUCCUUGUGGAGGCCCUAAAGCUCGACGACAUCCCUGCAGGAAUAUACUCUGUCCAUUGCUUACCUCUUAGGCUGCUUGGUGCCGAGGGAUCGCCAAUAAGAUGCAUUCUCAUCAAAUAAUAAUUUUGUUGUAAGUUUUACGUUAUUGACAGUGAUCUACCCUAUGGAAGAUUUUUCCAUGUUUAAUUAGAAAUCUACUUUCUUAUAAGUUUUAAUGGUACACAUUCAUAUUGGUUAAAUUGUUUCAAGGGACACUUUCUGUGCCUCAGUAGAGCAGGACAGAUGCGCACGAAAGAAAUUCAGCAACCAUGUAUUGAUAUAGUUUCCCAA